Penicillium taxi is the source of this 411-nucleotide messenger RNA. RefSeq lists its product as uncharacterized. The transcript is spliced from 4 exons. NCBI's taxonomy places the organism in Eukaryota, Fungi, Ascomycota, Eurotiomycetes, Eurotiales, Aspergillaceae. The coding region runs from base 1 to 411 and encodes 136 amino acids. The record is from RefSeq and is a predicted model, not a curated record.
AUGGAGUCAACCGGUGCCACUUCAGGGGAAAUUCAGCAGACUCAAAGCCCGGAACCAAUUGAACCAGUGGUCAACGCUGGUUUUCCUCUCGUUGCUCAGCUGACUCAAGGAAUCGAGCUCUGUAACUGGGAUCAGUUGCAAAACAAAUAUGCCGAUGCUAUGGAUGAGCACAGUCGUGUGGAAGAAGAACUUCGUGCUCAGACUAAACAGCUACUUGAAGCUUUCACUGCAUGGUCCCAGACUACUGUGCUACAAGAUGAAGACCGGGCCUUGAAACGAUUCAAGACGCAGAUGCAGCAUGUGCAAAACUCCGAAAUGAGCAUGGAGAACAAGAAAAAUCAUUAUAUGGAAGUUGUCAAAGCAUUCCAGAGCGCUCUGGCUCUGCUCAACGAGCAACAGCUCAAGAUUUGA